This is a messenger RNA of Glycine soja, 1325 nucleotides long. Its product is annotated as LIM domain-containing protein PLIM2b-like. Gene Ontology annotation, cellular component: actin cytoskeleton; plasma membrane. Gene Ontology annotation, molecular function: actin filament binding. The transcript is spliced from 5 exons. The record is from RefSeq and is a predicted model, not a curated record. Gene Ontology annotation, biological process: actin filament bundle assembly. Lineage: Eukaryota; Viridiplantae; Streptophyta; Magnoliopsida; Fabales; Fabaceae. Bases 512 to 1144 code for a protein of 210 amino acids.
GGACUAUGCCAUGAUUAAAAUUGCAAACAUGUUAGCAGUUAGGAUGUAGCAUUGCCUCUAUCUCUCUUAACAUCCUUUUCUCUUAAAACUUCUUUUAUUAACCUCUUAAUUAUGAAAUCCAAAUCUUAGUUAUACCAGAAUAGUAAAUGAAAGAGAAGUUGGACAGAGCUAUUUUUGUUGCAUCCAAUAAUUUCCACCCCUUGAAACGAUCAAAUCCAUCAACCUGUUUUCACUCCAUCCAAUUAGAUCAUCCACAAAUCACAACAUAACAUUUCCAUUUUUGCUUCACAUUGUUUAGGGUCUCCAAUCACUUGUAACCAUUUACCACCGUUAGUAUAUGUUGAUAUAAGUUACUUUUUGUUUAGACAAAUCCAAGACUUUGUUCAAUUCCCUUUUGUCUGAGGUGUGUGCAUUCUUGUUUAACUCCUCUUUGUUCCUCAGACAUCCCAGAAGGGAACCAAAAAUAAAAAAUAAAAAAAUAAACACAAUCAAUAAAGGGGAGAAAACAAACAUGUCAUUCACAGGAACUCUUGAUAAAUGCACAGCAUGUGACAAGACUGUCUAUGUGGUUGACUUGUUAACUCUUGAAGGAAUUCCUUACCAUAAAAACUGCUUCAAGUGCAGUCACUGCAAGGGAUGUCUUACGAUGUGCACAUACUCCUCAAUGGAUGGAAUUCUUUAUUGCAAGACACAUUUUGAACAGCUUUUCAAGGAAUCUGGCAAUUUCAGCAAGAACUUCGCAAAGUCUUCUGAGAAGCAAAAUGAGUUGAAUAGAACCCCCAGCAAGCUAUCUUCCAUGUUCAGUGGAACCCAGGACAAAUGCUCAGUUUGCACAAAAACAGUAUAUCCUCUGGAAAAGAUGACACUUGAAGGGGAAUGCUUCCACAAGACUUGCUUUAGGUGUGCUCAUGCAGGGUGCCCUCUCACACAUUCAAACUAUGCUGCCCUUGAUGGUGUUCUCUACUGCAGGGUCCACUUUGCACAACUUUUCAUGGAGAAAGGGAACUACAACCAUGUGCUCCAAGCUGCUGCACACAGGAGGACUGGUUCCUCUACACCUCCACUACUAGAGGAGCCAUCACAAGAGCCAGCACCACCAGCAUCUCAUGAGGACCAAACAGAAGAAGAGACACCUCUUGAAUGAGACUGGAAGUUGACAUGAAUUGUUUCAAUUCCCUCCAUCCCCUUCUUUCAGAAUAUUGAGCAAGGUCUUUGGUUUAAGUUCAGUACAGUGAAAAUAUUUGUAACAAUAUCUUUUUGAGUUUCAUUGUAAACUAACAACUUGAGAGGUUUGUUUAUUAUGUAUUCAAAAUUUUUAAACAAAA